UGGCGACGGUGACUACGACUUUGGCAAUGGCGGAGCAAUGCUGGCGCGGAGCGGGAGCAAUAUUUGACGACGGGCAAUUGUGGGAGCGAACAGUCAAAUCGACAGAUACACCGAGAGACCGAAAGCAGCUGGGGCUCUUGGCUGGUCAGUGGGAUUGCUGCCUCCUUGAUCAUGUGGAUGGGCAGUACAUGGCUAUGUGGGCUCUCUCGUUCUUGCCCUUGCUAUUCUCCUAUUUUCGCUAUCGUUGUGUAGGACUACCAUGGCUACGGACAUUUGCACGCGCGCUUAGCUCUGAGAGAACAGUUAGCGGCCCCUAGUCAAGCCAGUGGUAGCAGCGUUCCUACAGCAACGAGUAGCACGGCGGUUCUAGACAAGCGCCAGUGCUCGAGGAGGAGAGCGGAUCUAUCCCUUUUUUUUUCAUUUGCUGUUUGGCCGUGCUGCGCUGGCUGCCUUCGACUUCAACUCGCGGCGACUCUUUCUUUCCCUCCUCCCUUUUCGUUUUCGGCAGUCACCCGUUCACUGAGCGACCACUAUACAAGCUUUGCUGCCACCACUCCUUGCGAAUCCGUUCAGCCUCCUUUUAUCUCUCGCCAUUCGUUUUGUUUCUCCUUUGUCCUGAGGGAGAGCGAUGCGUGGCGCCCUCCAGUGGGCGCCAGAGUCGUGUCCUGCAGCCGUGCCGCUGCCAUCUGUUAUUAUUGUACUACCGCGAGGAGGACGGCCGUUCCCUUGCCGACGGACGGAGAGACGAAGCGUUGGCAGCGCCGCUACUGGGAGGCCGCCAUCUCUUCUGUCUGCCUGCGAGUGAGUCGAGCCGCCCAUGCGAGUGCCUGUGCCUCCUGCUGCCUUCGCCUGUUUGCUGCUGUCUGCCUGUCUUGAGUGGACUGAACUCGACUCACUGCCUGUGAUCGCCUGCCACAGACUUUACCGUGGUCUACCUAUCUCUAUCUGUCUGACGACUUAACACUGUCUGACUGUUCAUUCGUUCGUUCGUUGAUCGCGCGUUUGGUGAGUGCAGCACGACUGAGUACUACUACUACUACUUUUGCGGAUCGCUGUGCAGGUGCUGGUGGAGUUCAGCAGUGCAGCUGACCAUCGCAUGGACUGAUUUGCAGCCGAGAAGCAGAGCCAGCGUUGUGUGUGCGUGCCCAGCCGUCAAGCCGCGGCCCGGACCACCACCACAUAGGAGCAAGUCCGUGUGCCCACAACAAGGUGACUCUAAGGACAAUAUCGGGCGAGUAGUGCGUCCGUCGGGAGCCCGGAGCACCAGGAAUCCCGUCCCGUUCCCGUUUCCUGCUAGCAGUACAGCACGAACACAGACGACAAGAGACACAGACGCACUCCGUCACCAUGGUGAACACAUCUGUGCAAGUGGCCAUUCUAGCCGUUGUCUUCAUCCUUGCCAUCACCUUUAUUCCCUCGGCGGAUUCCCUUAGAUGCUACAUCUGUAACAGUAAAUACAAUGGCACGACGUGCCUGUCACCGCCGCACAAGGAACACAUACAAGAGUGCCCACUCAUACACGGCAACCCCGCUUCCCUUUGCAGGACCAUGUACAUAACCAUGGGCAUGGAGGAGGCUACAGUGGAUCGCCGUUGUGGCUACCUACCCCAGCACAAGACCUGUCUGAACACGGCGACAUUCCAGAUCAAAUCCACGACCUGCCAAUGCAAAACGGACGCCUGUAAUCCAGCGUCCCCCUCUGCAGCUCCGGCACUAUUGCUCGUCACGCUGAGCGCAGUGAUCGGCAUCGGACUUUGCCGGCCGUAAAGCCGUUAGUUCUAGUGGUCACACACUCAUACAUAUUCAGCACUCGCAGAAUACAGUGCUGCGUUACAGCGCCCGGCCCAGUCUGGCCUGCGCAGAAGCAGAUGCCCCAGUCACUUAGUGUACACAACAACUACUAUUCUUGUUGCUACAAGAAGCGCUACAAGUGUAGUCAACCCCUCCAGCAGUAACAAUAACAACGGGACUCCAUCUUUUCUUCUGUCAAAUCGACUAGCAGCCAUUGCAAAAACAGUAACAAUAAGAAGGCAAAACUGCUAAUUGUAAUACCACAAUUACUAGACAAGUACUAAAAGACUCAUUACGACAUUAGUAACAAUGCGAUCUGUAUAUUGCAAUAGAAGCAACUGCUAACACAGCUAUAGCAGUAGGAUCAACCAAAGGCCAAAAGCAAGCCAUUUGCAGCAGCAGCAGCAACAGCAGCAACAAAUUAUUGCUAAUAACACUAAUACGAUUAUGAACAGCUAAAACACGAACCACUUCUACUGCUACAACUAUAUGAUUAUGAUCGUUACUAUUAUUACUAGCAAUAUUGUACUAUGAUUAUAGUCACUGCAAUGACAAAGGGAUUUAUUUGAUAAAUAUAAUGGCUAAGUGAAGUAUAAGAAUUAGAACAUUAUAAAAAUGAUGAUAACAAUAAUAACAACAAUACUAUUAGUAAAGAUGUAAGAAAAAUACUAACAAUGCUAAAUAGAAAAAUCGUUAUAAUUAUAAAAAAAAAAGAUCUGAUAUGAGCAAGAAACCACUGUGAGCCAAACCGAGCGAGGAACGACUCAAGAUCCGUAUGCGGCCAUAAAAUAGUAAUAAUAAUCGUAAUAACGAGAUGGAGACGUUGAAUGAAAUGAUGAAAUAACACGUUUUUACUAAAAAAUAAUGUCAUUGCUGUAUAGAUUGCCCGUUUCCUUGCCCCAGUCGCCUCGGUACUGAGCUCCUGCACUAGGUGACCAUCGAGAUGAGGGGGACCCAAAUCUGUAAGAAUCCACUCACUCAGUUUUGGAGACUAAAAAAAAAAAAGCCGACAGCAGAGAAGUAAGUAAAAAUUUUAAAACAGUCCUAAUUGAAUUUCUUUGCAACG
This is a messenger RNA of Varroa destructor (honeybee mite), 2857 nucleotides long. RefSeq lists its product as uncharacterized. Gene Ontology annotation, biological process: regulation of synaptic transmission, cholinergic; positive regulation of voltage-gated potassium channel activity; sleep. The record is from RefSeq and is a predicted model, not a curated record. NCBI's taxonomy places the organism in Eukaryota, Metazoa, Arthropoda, Arachnida, Mesostigmata, Varroidae.